Molecule: messenger RNA, 6865 nt
Organism: Diabrotica virgifera virgifera (western corn rootworm)
Lineage: Eukaryota; Metazoa; Arthropoda; Insecta; Coleoptera; Chrysomelidae
Exons: 9
Coding region: 216-6818 (2200 amino acids)
Source: RefSeq, a predicted model, not a curated record
AUAUAUGUCAACCAAAGAAAUAACAUAAAUAUUAAUAUUUGACCAAGUUUAAUUCUAAUUAACAACAAAAAAUGAAAAUUUGUAGUCCCUUUAUAAAUAAUCCGAAGAAUAAUAACACAAAUUUAUAAUUUGGUUUUGCAAUUCUACGAAAAUAUAUCUUGUAAGUGUUUUUGUAACAAAAAAUAUAUUUUUUAAACGAGCAAGUCUUCUAAAGUAUGGAAUCAGGGGAGCGCAGAAGAAAACAUAGGCAUAGGGAAAGCAAUAUUGAGAUAGACCACAAAAAAAUUAAAGACAAAAAACGUCGGCAUCACCGUAGAAAAAAUGAAGAAAGAAAUCUUGAACAUUCCAACAGUGUUUCCAAAAACAAUCAACCAAAUACUGAGAGUAGCAACUCGGUGAAAAGGAACAAAGAUGAAAUAUAUCUUAAAUAUAAUAUUCAUGGGGACAAUGUCAUAGAAAUUGGAAAUGUUAAAAAGGAGACAAAAGAUCACAAACACAGAAAACACAAAGCAUCAAAAGAAAACAGCUCUGCAGAUAGACAAAUCGUAGAAAAAUAUUCCGAAUAUAAAAACAAAUCUCACAAAAAACAAUUUGCACAGUUACAAGAUACACCUUCAGCAAAAGAAUCAUUACAAAAGUGUAAGACAUUUCAUUCAGGUGAAAACUACCAGCAUAGACCACGUUCAUCAAUCCAUACAAAGCUAAAAGAUAAGGAAGAAAGAAAACCUAGAGCCAAAAGUGAAAAACAUAGAACAGAAAAUAAAGUGUCUGAAAUUUGGUACUGUCAUAUAGAUAAUACUGAACCAUUUAAAGAUUGUGUUAAGAAUCAAGAAUGUUCUAAAACUGUAUGUGGAAAAGUCAGACAAAAAGACCACCCAUAUGUUAAAGAAAGAGCGAAAUCUUCUCCAGAAGACACAUGCAAUUGUGUUCAUCAACAUAAGCAUUUAUCUAAUGCAACAAAGUCUAAAAAUGCCCCUCUUAAAGAGCACUCCAAAUCUGUAUUAAAUGUCACUAAAGGAAAAAGUAAUGUGGAAGAAAUUAUAGGAAAGGAAUGCUCAAGAACUAUAGAACACAACCUUAAAAGCUAUUUUGUUAAAAUUGAAAAACUAAUAGAUCAAAAACUUAACAGUUACCUCCAACAAAAGAACACAACAAGAGGAUCUCUUGAAGGCAAGCAAGGACAGGCGGAAAAAGAAAGAAAUAAGCACAAACGUAAUCAUAAAAAUCGGGAAUCGAAUAUGAAGAAAAGAAAUGUGUCUAUAUCUUCUGAAUCUUCUCGAAACGAGAAUGAAAGUAGAAAACUAUCUGUAUCUCCUGCUAGAUUACACCAACGUUCCAGAUCAAUGUUUGCCGAUAAUGUAGAAAUGUCUCCAAGUAAUGUCGAACAGUGGACAAAAAAGCAAAAGACAAAAUUUAAAGAACAAAUAAAAUCCAAGGAUCGUAGUAAAUCUGGUAAGCGAGAAAAUCCUCGUGGUGAGAAAAAAUUUGAAAAUGCCGAAGAAGAUUACAAGAAUAUUAAUUUUGAAAAGGCUUUUAUACGACGUAGUAUUCGAUCAGAAGAAAAAGAAAAUAAAGUUCGCAAGAACAAAAGAAUACCAGAAUCAGCUGUAUCAAUACCAAAUGGUGAAGGACUGGUUGCUGCUUCGAAAUAUAGAGAAGAUGUUCAGGAAUAUUCUCGAUAUUAUCCUGAUAAACAGUCUGAAAUAAGGGAAAGAAGGUUAAAAUCUAGACACAGGACUAAAAGAGAAGACUUUCUACAUGUACCAACACAACCGGAUCCUGCACUUUCAAAGAAUUAUACAAGGGCCAGAGAAAAUGCUGUGUCAAAACAAAACAGACGAAAAUUAUCGCCAACAAAUAACAACAAUGCUUCUAUAAAUAUUCCUAAAGAAAAGUAUCGUAUGAAACCAACUGAUUCCACAAAUUUGGUUGAUUCUCCAAGAAAUAAAGACUAUAUUGAAAACCCAUCUACUUCCAUUGUAUAUUUUAAACCAUCAGUCUCCAGUGAAAAUAUUAAUAGUUUGUCUCUCUAUAGUCAGGACGCUAGCAGAAUGAACUAUUUUUCAAAGCAACGUAAAGAAGAUAAUAUGCCCUGUCAAAGAUAUUCUCAACGGCCAGAAAGUUAUUCUCGAAGAAAAUCUAACUUCACUGUAGAGGGUAUUGAACCAGCAAAAAGAUUAAAUACAACAAAAACUGCAACAAAAAAUACCUCGUUAAAGAAAAAUCUUGAAUGUAAAACGGUAUCUGUUAUAACAAUUCCACCGCAAAAUCAAAGUACUAAAUAUAUUCCCUUAGAAGAAGAACGAGAAAAUUUGAUGGAAAACCCGAAUAAGAUGAAACGUCUAAAGCUUUAUUAUCAAUGUUCUUUGGACAGUAAUAAAUGUUCAGGUAGCAAUUUUUCCGAAGAUCGCAGCGUUUUCAAUGAAAGUCUUAAAAUAUUAUCUGAUUUCUCAACUCCAAAUAGGGAUUUCAAUGAAACUCAGCAAGUUAACAAUUUACCAAUUAAACACAAAGAUAGUGUAGUGAAAGACUCAUCUAGUAUAUUACCACCAACACGUGAAAGACGCAAUAAAUUUGACGACGAAUAUCAUAGUGAAGUUAGCAAUAGUUUUGACAAUCACCAUAGCAGCUUCCCUCAAAGCAACUCCAAAAGACCUCACCGUAUACCAUCAAUAUCCCCUAAUCAAUUGUCUAGUCCUGAUCGGGAUAUCAAAAACCAGCAGGAAAAAAGAAAAAUUAAACAUUUACCAAAUGAUGGUAAUUUGAAAUCAAAAUCCGACAUAAGUCUGGUUUGUAAAAUUUCUGAAGACAAUAGUGCCCUACAAAAAAAACUUAUGUUGCUGGAAGGGCUCAAAGAUAAUAAAGACUUAAAACUACAAAAAGACACAGCCCUUUUUAACCUCAAGGUUUUAAAGAAUGCUUUAAAAACACAAAACAUGCUCUCUAAAGAGCAAUUUCCUAACAACAAUAAUCAAAUAUUACAACAUCUGGAAAAUAUGUACCAUAUAUAUUUGGCAACACUUUCUCAUGGUAAUAAUGAGGUGGAUAACAAGAAUCGUAACAUAACUGAUGAUCAAGUUGUUACUACUCAACAAGAUGUAACCAACUUACAUAAAAAAGUUGAAAAACUGGUUGACAAAGCUGAAAAAAUUGAUGAACGCCCGAGUAAAGAUAUCGCUGAUAAACAACUACAUCCAAAGUCUAAUCAUUUCUCCCAUCACGAUGAUAAAAAGGGUAUAGAAGAUUUGGAAAACUGUAAAUACAAAACUGUAGAUACAUCGUAUCAUAAUUUAAUUGAAGAUAAUCAACCAGAAAAUUUUACCAAAAUUACAUGUCCGACUGAAUUAAAAGACGCUAGCACUUCAAAGAAAUUAAUUACUACCAGUGACAAGGUCACGUCCUAUCAUGAACUACCUAGCUUCGCAAGAAAAGAUGAUUCCAAUGAUAAUAACACAGAUGCUUAUUACAUUUCCCAUAAUUCUAUAACAACUUCCACUGAAAAUCCAAAAGAAAUAGGAGACAAGACCUUCAAAUCUAGCGAUAAGUCAGCUAAGAUGGUAAAAACUGUUAUGACGACCAAAGGAUUGAAAGGUAAAGAAAACAAAGCAAACUGUGCAUCAAACGUUACUCCAGAAGACUUGAUUCCUAAAAUUGAUAUUUCUGUUGAAAAAGUGAAUAACCAGGUUGAAGAAGAUCAUGACACAAAUUUCAAUAGAAAAAUAACUGAAAUGAAAGACAUGUCACAUGUUGAUACUGUUUGUACAAUUGAAAUUCAAACCCAGGACGAAUUUAUGAUGUUAGAGGUUCCCCAUUUAGAAAAAAAGGAAAUUGGAGUCCAAUCUUUGGUAAACUAUAGAAAACCUCUGACUAGCAGGCCAAGUUAUAUUGAGGAAACACCCAAAACUCCUAAAAAGACUUCUAGGAUACCUCAAUGUAUUAAUAAAUUACCCAAGGAGGCUCAUGAAUUAACUACAGGUGAUAGCAAACGUCUAGACUUGCAAGAUAUUACAAAGGACGAACAAUCAUAUAAAUUAAAGGAUAAACCUGGAGAUAUGGUUAUUACAAAUUUCAGCCAGCUCAACAAAGAAAUAAAUAUAAAGAAUGAACCAAAAGAAGAAGUUAGAGAUCCAGCAAUGUACUCUCCAAGAAAACAAAAACAAAACAAUUCCAGUUUAGUUCCUUCUACGAGAAUACCACGAAAAAUGAAACAGCACAGUACUCCUGCCAAAGAUAUAAAGACUAGAGACAACUACGGAGGUGAUUAUCUUCUUAAGAAAUCUCAAUCAGAAAUUAGCCUGAGAAAGUUGAAUUCAAGUAGAGAAAAGGGAAGGACAUCAAGUCUAAUAUGUCUACAUAGAUAUCUUAACAAUCCAAAUUUAGCAGAUAGCUCAAAUUCUGGCGUGGACAGCUUCUAUUUAGGCAGAUCUGUAGUAAAUGAGCCAAAUGUAACAAGUAGACUUCUAUUAACUAAGGACUAUAAGCCACCUCAAAUGAGUUCUUACCAAAGAAGAAAAAUAUACGAUAAGAGUAUACGAAGCAAACUGAAGAAGAAGAUGUGCAAUGAAAGGAAAGUGAGACAAAUCUUUGAAGUAAGAUACUUGACGUUGGGUAAGAAUUUAGAGGGGAGCAAUGCUAAGGUUUUGAAUAAAAUACCUGAAAAUUUAGUAGAAGAAAGUAUAGAGCGACCCAUUGAUGAAUUUAUGGACGAAACUCUUCGAUUGUUAGGUAAAAAGAACUCUGAGAAACUUUUAACCUUUAUCCAGGAAAACAUAGAUACAGUAAAGCGUCUCAAUGUGGUUGAAUUAUUACGAAGAUUGGCAGAUUCAGCGGAAUGUUCAAAAUUGGAAACAAAAGUAAAAGAAGACACUUCCAAAGAAGUUGUCAACUUUUUUAUAGCUUUAAAUCAUUGCUUAAGAACAUUCUGCAACUCUGAAAAUCCAGCAACGCACAUUAGAGAAGCUGUAUCAUCCAACGAUAGUACUAUAGUACAAAGUUCAGAAACGUACACCUUAAGUAAACAAUCUGGUAUAACUCGUAAUUGCAGCUGCCGCACAAUUCAACCUUCAAAUUCUUCAUUUGAUUUCUUGUACCAAGAUGACGAUAAUCAAAAUCUAGUAGAAAAAAAAAUUAAUUUUAACCCCAUUCUAGGAUUUACCUUCAAACACAACUCAAAAAUAAAGCAGACUGAAACUGGUAGUUUUGCGGAGUCAUAUAAUUCUGAAGAUAGUGGUUAUGUCAGGUCGGAAAAGUCAAAACAUGACCCUUUAACUUUCUUCAAAAGGCCAAUUAUGGCAGAACUGCUACGACCUCGUGCAGAAUUGUUUGGAAACACUCCUUCGUGUUAUGAAAUGAAGAAUGAAUCGAUGGAUACUAUUAAAGAGGAUAUUGCUCCAAGUAUCACUAGUUAUUAUCCUUAUGCAGAACUUAAUGAUUCCUUUCACGUUAAUAAUAACCAUUCAAAUAAUGCCAAAGAUGGAGAAGAUAUGAACGAUACGACUGACAAAGACGAUAGUCUAAUAUUUGAGACAGUCGAAAUGUCUACAAACAUUCGUUUAAAGAGAUAUGCAUACCCUUAUUAUCAUAAAAAUGAAGAUAUUGACAAACUACUAGAAUUAGAGGAGUUGAAUACACAAAAAAUGAACUCUGGUGAAUUAAAAUUGAAAGAAAGCAUUAGCAAUGUAGAUUUUAGUCUAAAAAAAGAAGAGUUUACUAGUCCCAAACGAGCUCAAAGUGAAAUCGUAUUACCUAAAUACUCUCAGAUUGGUUAUACAUGUAAUUUUGAUGAAAAUUGUGAGAAUGUUUUUCAACCAAUGCCAUUGUUUAGAGAGAUUAUGGAGAAUAAUUGUCUAGAAGACAUUGUGGUGUUAAAAAAGAUUCUGGAUCCUGGAGUGUAUUUGAUGUCUACAAACUUCAAUAUGGGCUAUAUCACACUACAUAUUAACACGGAAGAACACAAUACCACAAAUAGUCCACUUUUUGACGAAAAUCUAUUAAAUCAAAACAACUUAUACAUAAAAUACGAUGUGUCAACUUGCAGUUGUAUUUCUGAUGUGAAAAAACUAACGACAAUGAAGUUUUUUGAAAAUUUAUUGAACGUUUAUGAAAUAGAAGAGGAUUUUAGCUUUAAACUCUUUAGCGACAAAAGCUUUAUGAAAAAUGAGCUGUUUUCAGUUAUAUCACAGAUUAAACCAGGGAAAGGUAAAGGAAAGUUCACUAGAAGAAUGAGAUUCUUUUUCAAAAAUAUUUUUUGUGGUAAAGAAAAAGUAAGGAGUAAAAAAUCUUUGGAUAAUGGCGACAAAGUAAUCUACCCACUGGAUGAAUCAUUCCAAAAGAGUUUUCAAAUACUAGCAGACUAUGCAGUUAAAAAUUUCUCCCAAUUAAUUGGAGCGCUAUUGCCUAGCUUUGAGAAAAACGACGAGUACAAGAUUUAUGGUUUUUUAACAUUGCUGCAUAAGAUCAAAAGUGGCCAUUUUAAUUUUAUAAAGGUAUCCAAGAUUAGCGACAUAAAAGAAGAAAUGAAAAAUCAAAUCAAACAAGCUUUCCAGAAUGUAUAUUUAAUAGCAAGUGAUGAGGCCUAUCAUUUACAGAGAAAAUUUAGCGAGAAUGAUAUGAAACUUGCUGGAGCGUUAGUCUGUAAAUAUAGAAGUGCUUUGUUGAUACAAAAUGAUUUAGUAGCUUCCUAUUUGGGAAAAGGAUUUUUUAAGACUGAAUUGGAGCUUAAAGCUUCUAUCAUCUAUAUAAUGAAAGUGUUAAGUAGUAUAACCGAACUGGAAGAUUAUGAAAUUAUUGGAAGAAACACCGUAUGUAUUGAUAGCUAAAAAUAUGGUUAUGUAUAUUCCAUAAAAAUAAAUUGCUAAGAAAUUUA